Molecule: messenger RNA, 489 nt
Organism: Striga hermonthica
Lineage: Eukaryota; Viridiplantae; Streptophyta; Magnoliopsida; Lamiales; Orobanchaceae
Source: the annotation of a GenBank genome assembly
AUGCUGAAGGGAAAGAGCCACUGGGAGGUUCAAGAUUGUCUUGGAAACAAACACCGGCGACUUCCAGCAAUGCCUGGGCCUGUUAAGGCGGAAUUUCGUGUUGUUGCUCUCAAUGGAAAGCUUCUUGUCAUUGCUAGAUAUUCCGUUGUAGAAGGGACUGGUUCUGUCUCGGCGGAUGUUUACCAGUUUCAUCCGUGUCUGUACAGGUGGAGCAAACUAGUGAGCAUGAAUGUGGCACGCUAUGACUUUGCGUGCGCUGAGGUGGACGGGCGGGUGUAUGCAGACGGGGGGUGCGGAGCAAAAGGAGAGUCCUUCUCGUGUGCAGAGGUGUACGACCCAGAUGCGAAUGCAUGGGCGCCUAUCGAGGGACUUCGCAGGCCACGCUGGGGCUGCUUCGCGUAUGGGUUCGAGGGGCGGGUGUACGUGAUGGGUGGGUGGUCGAGUUUCACGAUUGGGAAUUCACGGUCAGUGGAGGUGUAUAGCCCUUAG